AUGGAUGAACUUACAACGAAGCUUGCUGAAGUAACUGUAUCGAAUGGGACGAAUACCGACACGGACUCCAAAUCCCAGUCCCAGUCUAGAAAGAGACGUGUCUCACGAAAGCCUACGAAUAGCGGUACUGCUUCAACGAAAACUGGAGCAGUUGGAGCUAGAUUGGAGGGAAGUUUCAGUGAGCUGACAGCUAAAUAUGUCCAAAACGGAACACAAACAGACAAUUCGUUUCAUCCAAUCCGGGCGGUCCCAACUGAAAUGGAAAAGAUUCAAGCGAAACUUUACGAAACAGAAGCUUCACUGGAAGCUGUAAGAUUGGAGUAUGCGCUCCAGAAAGAACAUCUUUGUAGCGCCCAGGCAGACCUAAAGAAUGCGAAGAAGAGCGCCGAAGACCUGAUGGAGCGAGAACGCCGACGGAAAACUGUCCACGACCUCCAAUUUCGAAGAUACACGAUCGACUCAGAGCCUCGUUACGCUAAGUUUGACUUGGUGCAGACAUUCAGUACAAAGCCCAUGUAUGGUCCGGACCGAGCCGUUAUAGCGUUUGUGGAGAUUGGUGGAAAGAGGUAUCUGGCUCAGAAUGGUCUGCACCGUGCCACACCAGAUGGCUUGAUAUCUGGAAAAGAUUAUUCCAAAGAAGCUUCCAAACUUUUCCGGGCUCUAGGGGCUGUAAACGAAGAAACGAUAUUCCAGCACGCCGAGCCACAGCUCAUGGCGCUAUAUGUAGAGCAGUUUUGCAAUUCUCGUCGUCUGGACUUUCAGCAGUUCAUGAAUAAGCAUGAUGCCAGUCGGCGUACUGAGCUAUUGGAGGUAGAGAUAUUUAUCAGUGAAGCUGCAUGUUGGUAUUGUAAGACGCUCUCGGAAAAGGUGAAUGAGACGGCGGAGGAAUACGGCUUUCGUUUCUUGCUUGAAGAUAUUUCAAUAAAUAAAGAAUCAUGUGUAUGA
This is a messenger RNA of Alternaria burnsii, 945 nucleotides long. RefSeq lists its product as uncharacterized. The transcript has a single exon. The record is from RefSeq and is a predicted model, not a curated record. Bases 1 to 945 code for a protein of 314 amino acids. NCBI's taxonomy places the organism in Eukaryota, Fungi, Ascomycota, Dothideomycetes, Pleosporales, Pleosporaceae.